GCCACGUAUACGAGGGGCGGGCCGCAAGGCGAAGACUCGAGCUGACGCGGACCGGCCACCUAGGGUGGCGGCGGCGGCCAUGGAGCGCGACGGGCAGCAGCUGUCCGCGCGGCCGGCCCUGGAGACAGAGGGAUUGCGCUUCCUUCACGUCACGGUGGGCUCCCUGCUAGCCACCUAUGGCUGGUACAUCGUCUUCAGCUGCAUCCUUCUCUACGUGGUAUUUCAGAAGCUUUCCACCCGACUCAGGGCCCUGAGGCAGAGACAGCUGGACCGAGCUGCGGCUGCAGUGGAACCUGAUGUUGUUGUUAAACGGCAAGAGGCUUUAGCAGCUGCCCGUUUGAAAAUGCAAGAAGAAUUAAAUGCACAAGUCGAAAAGCAUAAGGAAAAACUGAGACAGCUUGAAGAACAAAAAAGGAGACAGAAGAUUGAAAUGUGGGACAGCAUGCAAGAAGGAAAAAGUUACAAAGGAAAUGUAAGAAAGCCCCCGGAAGAAGAUAGUGCUGGGCCUUCUACUUCAUCAGUACUGCCGAAACGGAAGUCUGACAGAAAACCUCUGCGAGGAGGUGGUUACAACCCUUUGUCUGGUGAAGGAGGUGGAGCCUGCUCCUGGAGACCCGGACGCAGAGGCCCGUCAGCUGGUGGAUGAGGCUAAGAAUCUUGUUAGUGUCGCUUUUGACAUUAGCAAGAUGAAUCUGUAACCCUCAGUUCAAUUGCCUUACGCACACUUUUCACAGUGACUAGCCAAGGGGAGUGGGGUUUAUUUCUGAUCUUAACUACACCUGCAUCUUUAAUGGUCGAAGUCCGCAUAGGAUAUAGACCUCACCACUAGCAGUAGUGACAGUUGGUCACAGUUCACUAACGGUGAACACAAUGAGUGUGUUCAUUGAUUUCGUGAGUAAUUGCUAGUUGGUAGAUAAGACCCUCCAGGUGACUAACAAUCUUGAGAUGAAAGAGACCUAGUAAUGGUUCUUCAAGUUAGAAGUCCUUGCUGGUAGGACAGUCUCUGUGACAGGUUGCGUUGAAUGAUGUCUUCCUUGUAAAUGGUGAGCCCACCAGCGAGGAUUACUGAUGCAGACAGUUGAUGGGGUUGUUUCUGUAUAUUUAUUUUUAUGUACAGAACUUUGUUAAAAAACCUGUAAAUAUUAAAAAAAAAUGCAAAGAACAUUUUUAGCAUCUUUAUUAAAUUCAAGGAAACUUCUUUAUGAACUUGAAUUUGUCAAACAUUAAACAGCUUUUUAUCAUCCCGCAA
Prionailurus viverrinus (fishing cat) is the source of this 1249-nucleotide messenger RNA. RefSeq names its product selenoprotein S (gene SELENOS). NCBI's taxonomy places the organism in Eukaryota, Metazoa, Chordata, Mammalia, Carnivora, Felidae. Bases 80 to 646 code for a protein of 188 amino acids. The record is from RefSeq and is a predicted model, not a curated record. The transcript is spliced from 5 exons. Gene Ontology annotation, cellular component: Derlin-1 retrotranslocation complex; endoplasmic reticulum membrane; Derlin-1-VIMP complex. Gene Ontology annotation, biological process: retrograde protein transport, ER to cytosol; endoplasmic reticulum unfolded protein response.